AUGAGGGAAGAAAAAGUGAACGCAGAAGUAAUGACAGCAAGCAAGAACUUGAAUGGUGCAUUACUUUCAAAAUCUUAUUUGACCGCAGCUUUGGUUGCAGCUACCAAUGAUAACUUUGCAUCUCGAUUGCUUCUGUCUCCGGAUGCAAAAUAUGCUUUACUUCGCUAG
Molecule: messenger RNA, 168 nt
Organism: Loa loa (African eye worm)
Lineage: Eukaryota; Metazoa; Nematoda; Chromadorea; Rhabditida; Onchocercidae
Exons: 2
Coding region: 1-168 (55 amino acids)
Source: RefSeq, a predicted model, not a curated record